Molecule: messenger RNA, 540 nt
Organism: Diaporthe citri
Lineage: Eukaryota; Fungi; Ascomycota; Sordariomycetes; Diaporthales; Diaporthaceae
Exons: 3
Coding region: 1-540 (179 amino acids)
Cellular component (GO): mitochondrion
Source: RefSeq, a predicted model, not a curated record
AUGCUGUCCCGCCGAAUCGCAGCCAAGGCGUCCCCGCUGCGGUCGACAACGGCUACUGUCGCGGCGCGCCGGCUCCCAAUUGUCCAGCAACGGACCUUCCUACCUCCGUACAACCAGAACGUCGACGAGAGAUAUCCUGCCUACCCCAACCUGACCGAUGUCGAGGAUCCAAACAUGAACGGAGGCUACGUGCAGCCCGCCCCAGUCAAGCGACAGUUCCGCGACCCCCACGGCGACUGGUGGGACAAGCAGGAGCGGAGGAACUACGGCGAACCCUGCCACGAGGACUACGACCAGCUGGGCAUCUUCACGCCGCACGAGUACACCUGGGUCAGCCCACGCAGGGGCCUCGUCCAGAUCGCAGCCUUCAUCGCCACCUUCCUGAGCGUCUGCUACGUGGCCAAGGCGACAUACCCGGACCGGCCAUCGUUCCCGCGCGAGUUUGAAGACGGGCUGCAGCGAGAGCUCGGGGGCGCGGGCGUAACGAGGGCGAGAUCACCAGAGGAUCCGGAGCCAUUCCAGGCGGAGGAGCUAGACUAG